CUUAGGUGCGUCAGCAACGAGGCUCAUAACAGCAGAUGGGGUUGUAGCGGUCGAGCUCAGCCGCUGAACAUUAUCAUCACCGAUAAAAACAACCAUGUUAUCUUUCCACUUCCGGAAAUCAUCAAAAAUAGUGCUGGAUCAGGACUGUGGUACUCUAUACCUUUCGUUAACGAAGUGUAAGUCUGACAUGAUUCUAUUGGACGGCUUAACUGAUCCCGUUGCUGUUCAAUAUAUUUUUUUAAAAGUUGAGAUAUAUAACUUCAUAUUCGCUGGGUUCCCUUGUGAAUCUAAGGACGUAGUCACCUUCCUAGUUCAGCCACAGGUCAGCCUUCAGGGGCAGCCAAUGGGAAAUUUUGAGAAAAAGACCUAAAAACAACAACAAAGCGUGAAUAAAGCUUCCUGAAACCAUUUUAAGUAUUUUGGGAGAUUGCUGGGAAAAAUGUAUCUGUUCCUCACUCCCAGCAAGACUGAUGGAAGAGUUAAGAGCCAGCAAGGUGCGCCUACAACUCUGCAACCUGACUUACUAGGAAGUUUCACAGCAGACGUGUGUAUAGACAUAACUGGCCAGUUUGGGUGUGGUCAUAAAGCAAAAUUCAGACCCUAAUUUAGGGGGGGGGGGGGGGGGGGGGGGAGGGAAAGGGGGGGGGCCGGGGGGCCAAUCCCCCCCCCCCGGGGUUAAAAAAAACACAGCCCCUAUUUUCCACGCAAAAUACCCCCAAAACCCCGACGCCCGCACACUUUUUUUUCCUAGGACCCACCUAUAAGGAGAAGGGGGAGGGGGAGGCGCUAUGCGCGCCACGAGCAUCGUAGAGAGGAUGUGGAGAAGGGGGGGUUGUGAAAAGACACAGGGGGGGGGGGGGGGGUGAGAAAAAAAAAAACACUGAGCGAGGGGGGGGGGGGGGGGGGGGGGGGGGCGUCGGUAGGACAAUGGGAGUGACCGAGGGACCAAUUCACCCCUUCAGUGGUUAAAGAACACAUAGCACCUAUUCUACACAUCAAAUAUCCUCAAACAGCCAGAGCCUGCAACAUUUUCUUUCCAGGGACAUAUCAUUACUUGCACAUCUCCCUGCCAUCAAUAAAUUGCCUGAAGAACAGAUCUUUUGCGGAACAGAUCCAUUGGGUGCCCCUGAGCCUUUUACAGUAACAGUUCGGUGCCGUGAGCCAACAGCUAAUCACCCACAGUUAUAUCUUAUUAGUGCGAGCGGCAAAGCAAGUCAAACCAGUGAGGAACAGGUAGUAAAAAAGACGGUUUACAGCCUCCUCAAGCACGGUCCUAUGUUAGCCAACCUGGCAAUAAAAACGGACCGAUGCAAUGAAAGACUAACGUGCCAUGCCUGAGUCACGGGCUUCAGUGUGUUUCUUAGGUUGUGUUCGAUUAAGAUUAACCGUUUCAUACAAAACCGCUCGCUUUUGGUUCAGGGCUUUGGCUGGGUUAGGUUAGUUGGGUAUAGUCAAUUCCCGAGGAAGUCUGGAAAUGCCUACAUCCAGUAGGCCAUUCCCAAAACUUUACUACGCUGGGCGUUGUUAGAGAGGUCGAAAGGCGCAGUGUAUUUAUCUGAGCUCUUUCUCCUCAGAUAUUCUGACGAGCUGGUCUUCGCGAACUUUGGUCAGCCGUUGUACCUGCCAACCGACGAAAAAUUGCGGUUUUGGUACGGAGACGACUUGAAAAACCACUCCGAGGGUGAUAACCAGGGUCAAGUCUGCUUCCAUGUGUUCGCGCUCUUCAUGUGA
Porites evermanni is the source of this 1731-nucleotide messenger RNA. The record is from the annotation of a GenBank genome assembly. NCBI's taxonomy places the organism in Eukaryota, Metazoa, Cnidaria, Anthozoa, Scleractinia, Poritidae.